AAAACCAAUCCACGACUGAAGCGCUCGCCGAGAGACUAAACCGUACGUUCCAUACUUAAACUUGAGAGCCUGCCUCUCCAAAAUAAAAAUCCAACAAUGGCAGGAACAGAGGAGUUGCUAUGGGCCGCUGCAGCGGUCUCGGUGGGGACCCGGCCCAAAACCUCCUCAGCUUCCCCUCCGUGCUUCCCUGCUGGACCAACAACGGGCGACGCGACGAGAAUCAGCUUUCGUGCUCAGCACCUUUGCAUCUCAACAAACCAAGAAAAGGUGGAUGAGCCCUUCAAUUUUGGGCCUCCUCCGAGUAAAGCUGAGGCCCAGCAGGCCCUCUCUUCUCUUCAGCGCUUGUUCUUCUCAAUGCCAUAUUCCCAAAAUUUUGGAGAUGAAUGGUCUCCUAUGGAAAAGGGUGAAACCGACGAAGAGGCGGCCUCAACCGAAUUGGUGGAAAGAAGCUCAUCUGCUGCUGAACUCGCAUCAAACGGGCCAGUGCCUUCACAUCAGCCGAAGCAUCCUGAAUCUCCAGGAAUAGCCGGACUUUUUAAUGCAUUUCGAAUAUUAGUCUUUAAUCCAUAUAUUCAGCGAAUGGUUGUUUCUUUAUCAUCUGAUCAAGCUGUAUGGGAUGCGGUUAUGAAGAACAAAAUAGUGCAAGACAUCCAGGAAUCCUUGAGUGCAGAAUCAACCAGAUCGCAGAACAGCGGCCAUGACGUUGGCAUGAUUAUCCUGAGAUGGAUACUGAAGAGCACCAAGUCAACAAUUGUUGGAUUUUUCGACAAGCUCGUAAAACUUGUUAGCGAGCUCUUCCAUCACCAAGAGAGGGAGUCCAGUGACCAAACGAGGGAGGAGAACACGAGCAGUUUUGAUCAAGUGGUGAGAACCUCGUUCAUGAUAACCGUCAUGGUGUUUAUGGUCAUCAUUGUAACACGUAUGCAAUGAACUUCACAGUUCGUUCAUCGUAAGAUUGCGAAAGCCUGUAUAGUUGGUAAAACUGCAUCUAGUUCAUCAAUCUGUACUAGGUUUUUUUUAUCGCAGGCUGCUCAUCUGUUGAAGGUAUCAAA
Molecule: messenger RNA, 1052 nt
Organism: Asparagus officinalis (garden asparagus)
Lineage: Eukaryota; Viridiplantae; Streptophyta; Magnoliopsida; Asparagales; Asparagaceae
Exons: 4
Coding region: 97-930 (277 amino acids)
Source: RefSeq, a predicted model, not a curated record